UACUUGUAUUUACUGUAUUGUCAUUUACAUUAUAAUACAAGUGUUUAGUGUUUAGUGAAUCAGCACUUAUUUCAACACUUAUUUCAAUACAUUUAUAAACCAUUAAUUGAAUUGACUUUUUGUGAAGACAUUAAACAAAUCAUCGAUUGUCCACUUAUUUUGAUUCAAUUGAUCAGCACUUGUGUUGGACAACAAUAUGAAGGACAAGACAACCAAAGAGGAGACAAAACUACCGACGGCUGACAAAGUGGUGGACAAAGAAAAAGCGAAAAACGCAAAGAAUGGAAUCGAAGACAAAGAAAUGGAUUUGACUGAAGAAGACAAACAACUUCAGGACGAACUGGAACUGUGUGUUCAACGACUCAAAGAAUCCGAUCAGACACUCUAUAAGCCGGCAUUGGAAGCGCUGCGACAACACAUUAAAAGUGCCACCACUUCUAUGACAUCGGUUCCCAAACCGUUGAAGUUUUUGCGACCGCACUAUCAAACACUCAAAGAUUUGUAUAAUGAAAUGCCAACUGAAGACACAAAACGAUUUAUGGCCGACAUUGUGUCCAUUCUGGCCAUGACUAUCCCACCAACCGAUUCGGUCAAUACUAGCGGCGAAGCACUUCAGUUUCGAUUGAUCGGUAGCCACGAAACGAUCGGCUCGUGGGGUCACGAAUAUGUCCGACAUUUGUCGGGUGAAAUUGCUAUCGAAUGGCAAUCGGAUAGCGUUACCGAUGAACGCAAGGCUAAGCUUUUAGAGUUAGUUCAAGACAUAGUACCGUAUAAUAUGUUACAUAACGCUGAAUCAGAAGCGGCCGAUCUUUUAAUGGAAAUCGAAAAACUAGAACUCCUUCAAGAAUAUAUUGAUAACGAAGAUUUGUGUCAAAAAGUAUGUCUAUAUUUGACAAGUUGUGUACCAUUUGUACCCGACCCGGAAAACACCUCUCUAUUGAAGACAGCGCUGACUAUAUUCUUGAAGUUUAAUAAAUAUAGUGAAGCCUUACGUCUGGCGAUGCAAUUGAAUGAUUUGAAACAAAUUGUCGCCAUUUUUAAACAAUGUCCCGAUCCGGUGCUUCAGAAACAAUUGUCAUUUAUGAUUGGCAGACAACAGCUCUUUUUAAUGGAUGAAAUUGAAGAUCAGGAUCUGAUCGAAAUUAUUUCAAACACUCAACUGAACACUCAUUUCUUGCAAUUGGGACGAGAAUUGGAUAUUCUUGAGCCAAAAACACCGGACGAUAUAUAUAAAACACAUUUGGAGAACACUACUCGGCCAACAUUCGGUGGYGGCGGUGGCCCGGACUCUGCCCGAGCCAACUUGGCCUCAUCGUUUGUAAACGGGUUCGUCAAUGCGGCCUUCGGUAAAGAUAAGAUUCUGUUGUGCGAAGACGGCAACAAAUGGCUUUACAAGAAUAAAGAUCACGGAAUGUUGAGCGCAACGGCCAGUUUGGGUCUUAUAUUGCUAUGGGAUGUGGACGGAGGUCUCGCACAGAUUGAUAAAUAUCUUUAUUCAGCUGAAGAUAACAUAAAGGCCGGCGCUUUGUUAGCCUGCGGUGUUGUCAACUGUGGUGUCCGUAACGAAUGCGAUCCGGCUCUCGCUCUUCUUGUCGAUUAUGUGACUAACAAUUCAAUGGCUCUAAGAAUUGGUGCAAUAAUUGGUUUAGGAUUAGCCUAUUCUGGAUCCAAUCGCAGUGAUGUUCUCUCUGUAUUAUUGCCUGUUCUCUCUGAUAGCAAAUCAUCGACUGAAGUGAUUGGAGUGACAGCGCUUUCAUGCGGUUUAAUUGCUGUCGGUUCGGGUAAUGCAGACGUCACUCAAAACAUAAUGCAAGUGUUUAUUGAAAAACCCGAUUUGGAUGUAAAGGACAACUUCGUGAGGUUUCUUCCGCUGGCAUUAGGUUUGUGCUAUUUAGGCAAACAGGAAAGUUCUGACGCCAUUGAAGCCGCGCUCGAGAUUAUUCAAAAUCCAUCGCUUAAGGCAUUGUCUAAAGCAUUGGUCGAUGUCUGCGCCUAUGCGGCCACCGGUAAUGUACUGAAAAUACAGAGUUUGCUUCACAUUUGUUCUGAAAAAACCGAAAAAGAAGCUGAAGAACAAGGAAAUGAUAAAAACAAGAAAAAAGACGACAAAAACAAAAGUGAAACAACAACUGACAUGUCGUGGCAACAAUCGGUUGCAACCAUUGGUAUCGGUUUAAUAGCGAUGGCAGAAGAUGUCAGCUGCGAAAUGGCGUUCAGAACUUUUGGUCAUUUGUUACGUUACGGCGAACCUAUGAUUAAAAGAGCUGUUCCGUUGGCAUUAGCUCUGACUUCUAUAUCAAAUCCAAAACUUAAUAUUUUGGAGACACUCAGCAAAUUCAGUCACGACUCGGACACAGAAGUGGCCUGCAAUGCUAUCUUUGCUAUGGGUUUAGUGGGUGCCGGUACUAAUAAUGCCCGAUUGGCCACAAUGUUGAGACAGUUGGCUCAAUAUCACGCCAAAGAACAAAACUGUCUGUUUAUGGUUAGGAUUGCACAGGGAUUGACACAUCUGGGAAAGGGUACACUCACUCUAUCGCCAUUCAAUUCUGACCGACACCUUCUUAUGCCGACCGCAUUGGCCGGACUUUUGGCCACAAUUAUAAGCCUAUUAGAUGUCAAGUCGACUAUUGUUAAGUCACAUUAUUUACUUUAUUAUUUGGUGACCGCAAUACAGCCGCGUAUGUUAAUCACAUUGGAUGAGGAGCUGAAUCCACUACCAGUUCCCGUCAGAGUAGGACAGGCCGUCGAUGUUGUUGGACAGGCAGGAAAACCUAAAACAAUAACCGGUUUCCAGACACAUACGACACCCGUAUUGUUAGCAUUGGGUGAAAGAGCAGAACUGGCCACUGAUGAGUACAUACCAUUGACUCCAGUGCUCGAAGGGUUCGUCUUAUUAAAGAAAAAUCCAGAUUUCAAUAAAUAGUUGAUUAAAGCUCUGUAUAUAAAUUAUUUGCCACUCAAUUGUCAUUUAUUUUCUAAUUUAAUUUUACUAAAAUAUUAAUAAAAUAAAAUUACUUUUAAAUAAUCAA
Oppia nitens is the source of this 3029-nucleotide messenger RNA. RefSeq names its product 26S proteasome non-ATPase regulatory subunit 2-like (gene Rpn1). Bases 197 to 2923 code for a protein of 908 amino acids. Lineage: Eukaryota; Metazoa; Arthropoda; Arachnida; Sarcoptiformes; Oppiidae. The transcript has a single exon. Gene Ontology annotation, cellular component: proteasome storage granule; nucleus; proteasome regulatory particle, base subcomplex. Gene Ontology annotation, biological process: regulation of protein catabolic process; proteasome-mediated ubiquitin-dependent protein catabolic process. The record is from RefSeq and is a predicted model, not a curated record. Gene Ontology annotation, molecular function: enzyme regulator activity.